UAAGACUAACAAAUGUGUUGGUUGAUCCUGCGUUACGUCAGGAAAAUUUAAAGGAAACGUUCAAUUGCGAUUUUCCACACCAGUUGAAAAUAGAUUUCUGUGAAGUGCGAAGCAUGCUUUCAAACUGAUCAAAGAUGUACGAACCAAGAGAGCAAUUAAAAAAUCGUAUUUACUAUGCUGCAAAAGAUGGUAUGUCCAUAGCCCUGUACACUUUAAUGAGCGAUAUAGAAAGAAAUGAAGUGAAUAGUUUAAUAAAUGAGAAAAUAUCGGAGGAUGAUGGCCAGGCAUGUACACCUCUUAUCGUAGCUGCUAGGAAUGGACACGAAAAAGUCGUGAGAAUGCUUCUUUCAAAGUUUUAUCCCAAUCUAGAACAAGAGGGAAUUGUUAAGUUUGAUGGAUAUGUUAUUGAAGGUGCUAGUGCCUUGUGGUGUGCGGCUUGUGCAGGUCAUUUGAAUAUUUGCAAAGCGUUAGUGAAAGCCGGCGCGGACGUGAACCAUCCGACAAAAACAAACUCCACGCCGCUCCGGGCUGCAUGUUUUGAUGGAAGACUGGAUAUUGUGAAAUAUUUAACGUACCACAAUGCCAAUAUACACAUAGCUAAUAAGUACAACAAUACCUGUCUUAUGAUUGCUUCCUACAAGGGACAUUUAGAUGUAGUUAGUUUUUUAUUAGAAAAUGGUGCCAAUCCCAACGAAAAAGCUCUGUGUGGUGCUACCGCCCUUCACUUUGCUGCCGAGUGCGGAUACGUAGAUGUAGUUAGGGAACUUUUGAAGUAUAAUGCUAAAUUUUCUUGCAACGAUGCCAGCAUGACUCCGAUAAAAGCUGCUGCCGAAAGGACCAGGGACGAUGUGGUGGAAUAUUUGCUGGAGAGGUCGGAAAUUACCAAAGAGGAGAGAAUCGAAGCUCUGGAGCUGUUGGGGGCGUCGUACGCUAACGAUAAAGAGAAUUAUGACCUCGUCAAGGCUUACAGAUACAUGCACAUGUCGAUGACGUUGAGGUACGACGACCCCACUAACCCAGUUAAAAAGAAUCUGAUACCUCCAAUACCAGCCUACGAGAACUGGGUAGAGUGCCAAACCCUCCCCGAGCUGGAGGCCAUCCAGGGCAACAACAACAGCUUGCACAUGGAGGCGUUGACGAUCCGGGAGCGCAUCCUCGGUCCGCACAACCCCGAGGUGCCCCAUCCCGUGAUAUAUCGGGGGGCGGUCUUCGCCGAUAACGCCCGGUUCGAUAGGUGCCUGGAAUUGUGGUUGCACGCCCUGAAACUGAGACAGAAAAACUACGUGUCCGUAGUCAAGGACCUGCUCAGGUUCGCCCAGGUGUUCUCGCAGAUGUUGCAUGUCGGCGUGAAAGUGACCUACAGCCAUGUGGUUGAGGUUUUAUCGGCCGCGAUUUCUGAGUUGGAGAGGAACAAGGAGAAACUCGUCAGGCCGGGACCCAAGGACGACCCAGAAACUGUCAUGGUAAUUUGCUUAUUUAUCAGCUUAUUGGAUGACAUAGAAGGUAACCUUACGACUACCUUGUACCUAUUAACGAUCUUAACGAAACUGAUGAAACAGUGCAGCGAGGAGGAAAAGUUUAACGUUAGACGCAUGGUGUUCACUCUGAACCAGUUGCAGAUAACGCUCAGAGACGGGCAGUCGCUCCUGCAUCUGGCGUGUAAUGCCGAAACGCCCGUGGAUGACUUCCAUACGAACGACAUAUGCAAGUUUCCCUGUGCCGAGACCACAAAACUGUUGAUCAAGUGCGGGGCGGACGUGAACGCUAUGGACCUGGAAGGAAACACUCCUCUUCAUGUAAUUGUCAACUACCACAAGGCUAUUUCCGACUUUAUGACGCUGCAUUCGAUCAUCACCGAUUUAACGGAGAACGGGGCGCACGUGGAUUGCGUGAACAAACGGGGAGAGACACCGUUGGAUUCGUCGGCUACAGGAGUGGCAGAAAUAAUAUUAAAAACUCAGAUGAAAUUGAGCCUUAAAUGUAUGGCUGCGAACGCGGUGAAACAUCACAAGCUUACCUAUCAAGGGCAAGUGCCCAGGGCUUUGGAAUCUUUUAUAGAACUCCACGGCCCUGGGAUAAAGAAAGCCUAGUCAAAUUUAGAUUUAAGUGUACAUAUUAGAGAGGAAUAUUUUAAAUUAUAAUGUAUAUUAUGUAUAAAAACUGCCUUUGCUUUAAUGUUAUGUUCAUUCAAAAGUUGUAUAUAUAUUUUUUAUUGGUUUAUUUUAGUUUAAGCAAAGUCGAAUCGAUUUCAGUUUCUUUUUCAGCAAAUCUGUGUUCAUUAGGAUUGACAAAACGGCAAGCACUUUAUUUUUAAAUAUAUUUAUGUAUAAAUAUAUGUAAGGAGCAUAAAAAUAAGUUUUAUCGUGAUUAUAAUUCAUUUCAACAUUUGACAUACAGAUAUUUUAAGUUUUUCUUCGCUAUUUUCACUGUGUGGAUGGAUAUAGCAAUAUUUUUUAUUUUAUAAAACCAAUUGGUGUUAUUUUUGAGACUGCCUAAUUAAGUUAUUUUUAAAAAUACUUUGCUAAAUAAGUUUUGGUUUGUUGAGACAAAGAACGGCGAUAUAAUUUUGAUUGAUUUUCUUUGUGAACUAAGAAAAAAACAAUGUGACCGUUCUGACUUUCGCAAUGUUCAAAUAAUUGCUCUCUUGUCGGUAUUUUAAAUCAUUGGUUUUAUUCAGAACUUAAAUGGCAUACUAAUUAAUCAUUGUUUUUCUUUAUUUUUAAUUGUUAGUCUGUUGAAACAUUUCUUAUAGAUGUAUAUUUAAAAAAUAGUUCAUUAUGUAAAUGAUAUAAAUUGUAUUUUACAUAACUACAUAUUUUUUGU
Molecule: messenger RNA, 2823 nt
Organism: Anoplophora glabripennis (Asian longhorned beetle)
Lineage: Eukaryota; Metazoa; Arthropoda; Insecta; Coleoptera; Cerambycidae
Gene: Fem-1
Product: protein fem-1 homolog B
Exons: 8
Coding region: 135-2090 (651 amino acids)
Molecular function (GO): protein binding
Source: RefSeq, a predicted model, not a curated record